Microstroma glucosiphilum is the source of this 1356-nucleotide messenger RNA. RefSeq names its product alpha-L RNA-binding motif-containing protein. Gene Ontology annotation, cellular component: mitochondrial small ribosomal subunit. The transcript is spliced from 3 exons. Gene Ontology annotation, molecular function: structural constituent of ribosome; rRNA binding. Gene Ontology annotation, biological process: positive regulation of translational fidelity. The coding region runs from base 1 to 1356 and encodes 451 amino acids. Lineage: Eukaryota; Fungi; Basidiomycota; Exobasidiomycetes; Microstromatales; Microstromataceae. The record is from RefSeq and is a predicted model, not a curated record.
AUGAGAAAGUCAAACGUCUUCAGUCCAGAGGCAGCACUGCCCAGGAUGUCCUGGAGUGCAGCGAAUCUGUACAACCUCAUCGCUCGGUCGCAAAACCCCACACUGGCAGGGCAGACAUCGUUCGUCGGGUCAACGACGGCGAUGACCAUGUACCAGCAGCGUUGGCGGUCCAAGCGACUCCUUCGAGGCUACCAUGGUGACCACAUCCCCGAGAGACGAUUCAAGCGGUGGUUCCUACCCACAGACCUACCCUCAUAUCAGAACCCAGCCGCCUCUGGAUCCAAGACACCGCGAGUCGGCGGCAUGUUCCAGGGUGUGAGAAGGAAUGUCAGGGAGGGAGGUGGUAACCCAGCUGAGCAGGAGGGCAAGAUGCCCAUUGCCAGUCUCUUCGUGCGCGAGGUCGAGAGGAGGCUUGAUACAGCCGUCUUCCGGAGUUGCUUCGCUACUAGCAUCUACGAGGCCAGGUCACUCGUAGUGCAAGGUAAAGUCAAGCUCAAUGGUGUCAGACUCACCGACCCAAACCACCUCCUGCAACCCUCUGAUCUCGUCUCAGUGGAGGCAUCUUCAAUACCCAUGCUCAAAGCUGGAGCUCGCAAAAGUGAAACUGACAAUAGGCACAAUGAGAAGAGGCGAGCAAAGCAGAGCGAGAGGCGUGACAAGCGGAAGGAGGCAGAGGGUGAAGCAGCUGUGGCAGAAGGCGCAAGUGAGGGAGAGGCUUCCGUCGAGCCCACUACCGAGACGCAGGAGCCUGCAAGUAGCAGUGAGAACGUCAAGGCAACUUCAGAGGCAUCAUCUGCGACAGACAAGGCCACACAGGUGAAGACUUCCACAUUCCAGCAGCAGAAGAGCGCAGCUCCACUCCCGCCAGGAGUCUUCCACUUCCAGUUGCCCCAAUUCGCCGCGCCCCACCUCUUCGUCCCCCCUUAUCUGGAGGUUUCCUUUUCCACCUGCUCCUUCAUCUACCUCCGCCACCCUACCCUCCUCUCCCCACCCGCAAAUAACUUCUCGCGGGGCGACAACGACCGCACUUCACCUCCAACGAGCACCUCGGACAUCCCUUCUCCUUACCCAGCCAACUCCGAACUCUUUUCACUCGCCUGGGAGCACUAUGCCAAGAAUGCCCCUCGUGUCCGUGGGGAAAUGAGGCGGACAAAGGUCGAGGCAAAAGUGGGACGUCAUGGCUUUGAGACUGCCAGGAAAAAGGAUGAAUGGAACAGGCUCGUGGCGGUUAGGAGGGGUUGGUUGAGGGUGAUUGGCGAGAGGGAAAAGCAAGGUCAGCGCACUGCCGGCGCUAAAGUCGUUGGUGGGAGGAAGAGGAGAGAUCGAGUGGGCAGAACGAUGAAGGCGAAUCUGUGA